CGAGGGCAACACCUUCACUAAAACAUCUCUCUGAAGAGCCGUCUAGGCACAAAAUAUCAAACCCUAAACUGAAACCAUCUCUUGUGCAUAAGCAAACCAACAACAUCACCGAAGGUUCUUCAAGAGACAUGGCAGACUGGGUUGAAACAAACCAGACUCUUCUGCUAAAACCCAAAGCGGCUUUAGGGUCCCAAAUCCAUUGUCCUGAUUAGCAAGACCACAGCUUGGUGCUUCGCUUCGCAACUCCAGUACUAUUUUCAUAUCCAAUGCCAUUUGCUAUGAAAGGGACUAUCCCCUCCAAAUACCUUCCAUUUCACAAUAUAAACUGCGAUUUAUUCCUCCAAUUCCCUCCACUCUUUGCUUUCCAUGGCAUAUUUCAAGAACAUCUUGUCCACUCUCGGGCAGUUCUCAAGAACCCCAUCAUCAUCAUCUUGUCCUCUCUCUAAUCUAGGAACCAACAUCUUACUCAUUUCACUUCUCCUUCUCUCAAUUCUCCUCCUUUCAGCAUCAUCACAGACCAAUCACUCACCAACCAUUCUAGUCUCAGCCAUUGCUUCCCGCAUUCGUGUUGUUGCAAACUACAUCUCUCCCUUCUCCUCAAUCUCCUCCUCAAACACAUGCCUUGUCUUGGACUGUGAGAGCAACUGCUCGCUCGCUUCAGUCUCUGUAAUCGAAAGACCUCACAAGACUUCAAGAAAUGAUCAAGAAAGUUAUAACAUGUUGUUAGAAAAUCUGAGUUCUUGCGAUAUCUUUAAUGGUAAAUGGGUGCUUGAUGAUUCUGAACCUCUUUACCAACCAGGCUCUUGCCCUCACAUUGAUGAUGCUUUCAACUGUUACAAGAAUGGAAGACCCGACUCUUAUUAUCUCAGAUACAAAUGGAAGCCAUAUGAGUGCCAGAUUCCGAGAUUUGACGGGACAAAAAUGUUGCGGAUGCUGAGAGGGAAGAGAUUGGUGUUUGUUGGUGACUCUUUGAAUAGGAAUAUGUGGGAAUCUUUGGUCUGUGCAUUGAGAGAAUCGUUGAAAGAUAAAAGCACAGUCUAUGAGGUUUCGGGCAGGCGCCAGUUCAGGACUCAGGGGUUCUAUUCUUUCAUAUUCAAAGAUUACAGAUGCUCAAUAGACUUCAUCAAAUCACCAUUUCUUGUUCAAGAAUCGAAAAUCUCAGAUAGGAUCGGAAAAGGAAGAGACACACUGAGACUUGACAUGAUUCAAGGCUCUUCCUCCAAGUAUUAUGAUGCUGAUAUAAUCAUAUUCAAUACUGGCCAUUGGUGGACUCACCACAAAACGUUCAAAGGGAUUAAUUACUACCAGGAAGGCAGCCAUGUCUAUAACAGACUUGAAGUGACCGAAGCAUACACAAAAGCCUUGAAAACUUGGGCUCAAUGGGUUGAUGCAAAUGUUGAUAGUAACCGUACCAGGGUCUUCUUUCGUGGUUACUCAGCUUCUCACUUCAGGAAAGGGCAAUGGAACACUGGUGGGCGUUGUGAUGCGGAGACACAGCCAAUAACAAAUGAAGACUACAUGGCUCACUAUCCAUGGAUGAUGAAGAUCCUUGAAUCAGUAAUAGCUGAAAUGAAGACGCCAGUGUUUUAUCUCAACAUUACGAAGAUGACAGACUACAGACAAGAUGGACAUCCUUCAAUCUACAGGCAGAUGGAGAUCCCAAGAAGCCCUGGAAUGAUCCAAGACUGCAGCCACUGGUGCCUUCCCGGUGUUCCAGACUCCUGGAAUCAGCUUCUCUAUGCCACUCUGCUCAUUUCACAUCGUGAUUUGCCUAGCAAAUCUAAGAAAUGACUUGCAAAUGCUCCUGUAAUUUUGUGUACUUUUUGCCUUGUAUCCAAGCUUGAUCUUCAAUAUAAAAAUUUGCAGUGUUUUUCUGUGUAUCUGCUACACGUUUUUAUUGUCAACGAAACACUAUCCAUCAAAUUAUGAAGUACUUUUCCAUAUUUA
Molecule: messenger RNA, 1947 nt
Organism: Mangifera indica (mango)
Lineage: Eukaryota; Viridiplantae; Streptophyta; Magnoliopsida; Sapindales; Anacardiaceae
Product: protein trichome birefringence-like 4
Exons: 6
Coding region: 367-1791 (474 amino acids)
Cellular component (GO): Golgi apparatus
Molecular function (GO): O-acetyltransferase activity
Source: RefSeq, a predicted model, not a curated record